AUUUUUGACAUUUGCUUUCGUUUUCCGCAGGGGGCUGUUGCUCCUGUUUAUUGUGCGUUAGAAAUUAUAAAUAAACCGUUUGUGUCCUGAUGAAACUCAGAAAUUUUGCAAAAGCAUACACAUAAAUAUAAGAUCAGGAGUUAAGUUAUGAAUUUGCAGUGGCUAAUACUACUUGUUGUAUCGAAACCUUCACGAUCUCGCACUUCCUGUUGAGAUGAUCGAGUCGUUUUCUACCAACUUAGAUCUGUUUCAAAGUUAAACAAGUGCUAUUAACUUACAAAAUGGAACCAGGCACAGACUGGCUCAGUGAGAUUCUGCAGCACGUUCAGCUCGAGCAGUUCUACGUGCCGAUCCGGGAUCAAUUACAGAUUACACGAUUAGCGCAUUUUGACUAUGUGCAUGCUGAUGACUUGGAGAAGCUGGGCAUCAGUAAGCCGGGCGUGCGGCGGCUCCUGGACGCCGUCCGGAAACGGAAACUGCAGCAGUGGAACAGAAAAUUCUGGAAUAAACUAUUCGGUUCAUCCUCUGGUUCAAGCUCUAAAACUGAAGUUGUCCGGCAACCGGUGCAAACAGAGCCGAGAACUACAUGCAUUAUUUUGGAAAAGGAUAUUGUGCUACAGAAUGAACUGGGAACAGGUUCAUUUGGUGUGGUGAAACAAGGAGAAUGGCGAGUGCCUGAUCAGCCAGGGAAGGUCCUCAAAGUGGCCGUCAAAGUACUGAAGGCAGAUGCCUUCUCCCAGCCCGGAGUCUAUGAUGACUUCCGGAGAGAAGUGGAAGCUAUGCACAGUUUGAAACACCCAAACUUAAUAAGGCUGCAUGGAGUAGUGUUUCAUCCUCUAAUGAUGGUGUGUGAGCUGGCUCCGAUGGGUGCAUUGCUAGAUUACAUAAGGCAGCAGGAUGGAAAAGUCUCAUUAAACUUGAUCUGUAAAUGGUCAGAGCAGGUGGCGGCCGGCAUGGCACACUUAGAGAAGAACCGGUUUCUCCACAGAGACUUGGCAUGCAGGAAUAUAUUGCUGUCCACUUUGGAUUUGGUGAAGAUCGGAGACUUCGGCCUCAUGCGAGCUCUGCCGGACGCGGACGACUGCUACGUGAUGUCGGAGCGGCGGCGCGUGCCCUUCCCGUGGUGCGCGCCGGAGUCGCUGCGCAGCCGCCAGUUCUCGCACGCCAGCGAUGUGUGGAUGUUUGCUGUUGCACUGUGGGAGAUGCUGACCUUUGGCGAGGAUCCGUGGAUGGGUCUCAACGGCUCCGAGAUCCUCCGCCUCAUCAUGCGCGAGGGCCAGCGGCUGCAGCAGCCCAACGCCUGCCCCCCUGACGUCUACAUGCUGAUGAUGCAGUGCUGGGACCUCAACCCGAAGGAGCGGCCGACGUUUGCGGGUAUACUCCGGUAUUUGGAGAUGAACAAGUUUGAGGCGGCUACGGCGGCGUUGAGCUACAGAAAAGCGGGUCAGAUGACGAUCGAGAGCGGCGACUGCAUCAUAUUAGUGGACCGGCGGCCCGAGCUGCACUGGUGGAAGGGGCAGAACCAACGGACCUUGGAGAUAGGCCUGUUCCCCAGCACCCUGGUGAACAUCAAUAAGAGCAAGGCGCCCGCCACCUGCCCGCCCGUGAAGAAAUCACAAACACUGUCAUCUCCUGUUAGAAAAGCGCAAACCCCAACCCUCACCCGUCGCGACUCGGCCGACGACUCCUCAGUAAUCCUGCGCAAGCGCCGCACCAUCGAGUCCACGCAAGCGGCCCGCACUCGCGCCGGCGCCGCCGGGAGGCAGUUCCACUACAACAAGCUGGUCAACCAGCGAGUACAGGAGGAGAGGAGCCUGCGAGAUAGGCAGGCUAGGAGCUUGAAUCAAGUCCGGGAAGACCUGCUAAUAGACCUGGACAUGCCGCCGGCGACCCGCCAGAGCACUCCGGUGAAGAAAGCGGACCCACUCAGCAAUAUGUCUAUACUGGACGCGCCCAUCGAUGUACCUGAACUAAAUUUAGAACCCGACUGGGGAGAACCGAGCUUCGAAUCAGAAAUCGUCACUAGAAAUAAGUUGCCCUCCCACCCCCUACCAGAUAAGUACUCACACAUAUUCGGUGCUAAAUCCCUCGACAACCUCUCCUUGUCUAUGUCCACCAGUGGACCAACUACGUCCCUGGGUGGACAAAUAAUGUCCACAAGCGGUCAAACGAUGUCCAUGGGUGGACCAACAAUGUCCACAAACGGACAAACUAUAUCCAUGAGUGGACAAACUAUGUCCAUGGGUGGACCAACGCAACCGGAUCCCUUCGACACAUCGCAAUGUUGGGCAACCACAAGUCAGAACUCCACCCCUAGACACAACAACUAUAACGUAGGUAACACUAGUCUUCUAAAUAACGAAUCUCAUAGGUACUCCGCUAAUAAUAGUAAUUACUCGGCGAGUGCCCUGAAUAGCUCCACCGAUACGCACAUUUACAAUAACAUGACAAACUCAGCACGAGCUAACGGCUCGCUGUAUUCAUCGCAGUAUGGAACUGCUUCCGGGCUUAAUAACUCUGUAGUUGAAACUGCAGAGAGAAAUGAGGUAUCAAGAAAUGAGCCGAGUGUCGCCGCCUUAUUGGCAGGAAUGUCGCUGGACGACAGAAUAUCCGAAUCCUUGAAUCUCAGGUCAAAGAACUCCAAUGGCGAAAACAUUUACUCAAACGAUAGCGCUAGCGAAAACGUUUAUUCAAACAGCACACAGAACACAUCACGUACAGCCUCUACGUCAGACAACACUAAUCUCGCAUCACAGACCAGUAGGUACAGCGAAGACUUACCUCUAUACGGCAACUUCGAAAUGAAUCCCACACAACAGCAGUUCGUUCUAGAAACAAAGGACUACUACAACAAACUGUCUACAAAAGAGAGCGCGCGACCGAACAACACAUACGAAAAGAACAUCUACGUGCCAAAAGACAAGAACAGCAGUGAAAAGCUGAAGAGUUUCAGUGACGCGAUAAAGAACUCGAAAAACUACUCGGCAGUGAAGUAUCACGAUGACGAUUACUAUCAAUACAGCUACACGGGUGCCUACGAGGCGGCUGGCGCGUCGACGUCGCAAGGCGCGUACGAUGAGGUUGCCGAUACGGCUAGCAACUUCUACAGCGAGAUUGGGGAGCAGGCCGUGUAUUCGAAUGUGCGAUUGUAUGACGAGGUGUAUGAGACGGCGCCGCCGCGCCCGCACCGCCCCGCGCCCCCUUGCCCCACUCAACCCAAGUAGGAAGAUAAAAAAGUGUAUUUGAUUGAUUUUGAACUCCAGUUCUCGCAUUUGAGAAGCAAAAUAACGGUGCGAUUUCACCAAUGGAGAAUAAGACUUUUCCGAGAAUAAGUCGUCUAAUUACUGCUGAGUAAGCAUUGUCAUACGUCAAGUAAUUCUCGAAAUAGCUUUAUUCGUCAAUGCUAAAAUCGGACCUUGGACAAAUACCAUCGUUGUUGGUCCAGUUCAUUAGAAUCUAUCCAAGUAUUUAAUGUCAAUAAUAAGAUAUGAUUGUAUAGUAUUACGAGUAUGACCUGAUUCCUAAAUUGUGUAUUUUCAUCUGUAUUUCUACCCGACUGCUGUUCAGAUUAGAAAGAGGUUUAUGUUUGUAUUGAAAAGACUAUUUAUUUAGAUUGGAAUGUUCUUGGGUGCCAUCGAGAGAAAUGACGUAUUAUGAUUGAAUGUAUUUAAAAUAAUAGCUGUUUUUGUAUGAAAAUGUAUUCAGGUCUCUGACUGUAAGCAUCUUUAUUUCUUUAGCAAGAUGUAAGUAAGACGUAAGUAAUAGAAAAUUGAGCAUAAUCAAAAUUCGCAAUAAGAUGAGAAGCUAAAUUGGUAUUAAUAAGUGAUAUUAAUUCAACUAAAUGUGAUUUUCCUGGAUCCAAGGUCCAUUAUUAUGUAAUCCACUUACGUUAAAUUAUGUAUGUAAUGUAACUAACUCGAAUAGAAAUAGUCCUCCGUUUUAUACAUGUUUACAAACUGAUCAAAGCAUCGCCUUAGGUACCUAAUUUUUAUUUAUAUAAUUCGGUUUUCAUUUACUUCCCGGUAAUGAGUAGGCCAAAUAUUAUUUAAGUGUCUCUCCUUUAACAUUAGCAUAUCACAUGGUGCCUAUUAACUGUACCUGUUAGUUUAGUAAGCCUAUUUGAUUUAGUAUUUCCGUAACAAUCAUGACUUUAUUAUUAGUUUUAUACAAAGGUUUUAUUGGCAGCGGACGUUAUGUGGUAGCAACAGACAUGACGUAAAGUCACUUGUAUGGAAAUGAUUUGGCAGCUAAGGGCCUGCUUCGUCCAAUGGGGCUUCACCCUUAUGACGCUCGAUUACACGUCGCUUCGUUUGCUGCAACCUCAUAACGUCGACCGCCAAUUUAAACCUUAAGUAAGUACAUUUUUAACGUUAUUAAAUUUGUUGUACCGCCUCUCUUAAAAACCCUGACAUUGGUUAGCACUAAUUUAUAACGUCCUGGGUUUUGAAUUUUGAUAUUGCUGAAUAGAAGUGAAAGAAAUCUCUGGAGUUAAGACUCUAUGCGACAUACAAAAAGUCAAAAUUUUUAUAACACAACGAAAUUUGUAAACCUAUUUUAAAGUUACAAAAAAGCUCUGAAUUUGGCUAUACAAUUUUGGAAUGUACCAGUGAUAUACUUAUAAAAUAAAAUGGCAAUGUAAUCAAAGUUUCAAUGUCAUAUUCAAUGAGAUUAUUAGAAGAACAACAUUAUUAUUUUCUACUUCUUUAAGUCUUAUUUUUGUUUGAGAAUGCUUUGGCUCAUUCGCCUCAAGUAUUUAUCCAUUUAUACGUACUCGAAACAGUUUUUUGUGUAUAUUAAUGUGUAUUGUAAAUAAAUGUACACUAUGUCCAUGUAUUUUAUUAGGAAUAAUAAAUGAAACACAUUGGCAAUCCUA
Messenger RNA from Plutella xylostella (diamondback moth), 4873 nucleotides. The record is from RefSeq and is a predicted model, not a curated record. Lineage: Eukaryota; Metazoa; Arthropoda; Insecta; Lepidoptera; Plutellidae.